Aspergillus neoniger CBS 115656 is the source of this 1223-nucleotide messenger RNA. Its product is annotated as thioesterase family protein. Lineage: Eukaryota; Fungi; Ascomycota; Eurotiomycetes; Eurotiales; Aspergillaceae. Bases 358 to 1125 code for a protein of 255 amino acids. The transcript is spliced from 2 exons. The record is from RefSeq and is a predicted model, not a curated record.
GUCAAAAAGGACCUCCCACCCCUCGUGCCUGUCCUCGCAAGCCAAGCAUUGAAAUUCUCCUCAAAUCCCCUAUCCCCCUUAUCACUCUCCGACCAAAGAAUCUCUCUCUAUAUACUACUCCUUAGCGACUAUACGUGCAGGCGAGCAAGGAUGUCAUCACGAGUUCGACCCAACCUGCUGGAUGUGGUUUCCUCUUUGUCCUCCGUCCCGGGGACGCGGAACCAAUAUGCCGUGAAGAUUACACGGGACUGGUGUACCCAACAGUACGUCCGUUUGACAGCCGCAUCCUUGCUCCAUCACUCGACGGGCUGAGUUGACCAGAGCAGCUCUGUCCUUGGGGGAUUUUCUACUGCGAUUAUGCUGGCCGCCGGUCAAAGGUUCCUCGACCAGGAACUUGGCGUAGGCCGGUAUCCCGAGCCCGUUCAUGCGUUCGUCCAAUUUCUACACAUGGUUCACCCUGGCCCGUCGAUUAUUACUUGCACUCUUUUACGAGUGUCCAAGAAACAAUUCGUUCUACAAGUUGAACUGGCGCAUGCCCCUAAGCCGGGAGAGGACUCCGACUCUUACCCAACUACAACUCUCGGUAUCUUCACAUACGGCGAUAUUAGCAAAGAAAAGGGCCUCACGCAAGAAACGCGGCCGGUAAUCACUCGACCACCCCCUGAUCGGCUCACGGAAUGUGUUACUAUCGAUGACCCCGUCGUCAGUUCCACCCCUGUGACCGCGAAGAUGAACUGGGUCGCCCCACGAUCUCCACAGGGACUCUGGGGCCACCGCCUCGGCGGCCACAACCGCGAGGUCUGGCUGUCCUUCCGCGACGGCUCCAAACUAUCUGACGUGUUACAUCUGGCGUAUCUUUCCGACUUGCCCCUGCAGCCACCAGCAACCCAUAUUCCGGACUUCUACGCUAAAUAUGCGAUCUCCACCCUGUGUCUGUCGAUCGAGUUCAAAAGACGGCCCGACCCGUCCACUGACUGGAUCAUGGUCCGCUCCAAUUCCAACAAGGUCUCCAAUGGCCGGUAUGAUGCUGCUUUGCAACUAUUAGAUGAGAGGGGGGAUCUUCUCGCCUUGAGCAACCACGUUGUAUUUACCUCGGACUUGAAGCCGAGGCCGGCUCGGCUGUGAGUGGGGCUGUGGAUCUUUUAGUAGUAUUUGAGCUUAGCGUUAGUCAUAUGUCACUGCAGUAUGCGAUGAUAUAAACAAAAGCGAGGUAUUUAAUUAAG